Messenger RNA from Hyaloperonospora brassicae, 867 nucleotides. The record is from the annotation of a GenBank genome assembly. NCBI's taxonomy places the organism in Eukaryota, Oomycota, Peronosporomycetes, Peronosporales, Peronosporaceae.
AUGCGCUCCUUUUGCCUCAUUGUGCUCAUCGUGAGUGGUGUGAUGAUCGUCGUGGCUGAUCUCGCGUCAGGCCUCGGGGACCCUUCAGCUCCUGGUGCUGACCUAGCUGAACAUACGAGUGUGACGGAGGUUCAGAGAACGGCUUCUCACAUCUGGAAACCACACGAAGAACGGGCGUUCUACAUCGAAAGCCUCACUGCAAAACUGAUGAAACUGCUCAAGUCGGUGAAGACCAAGCUUGCCAGCUUAUACACCUCUUUUUUCAAGUCAAGUACCACCAAGACUGCAGGCAUGGAGCACGAUGCUAACGUCAUCGCCCGCUACGACCAAGUCGCACCAGCCGUUGACGACCACCGAUUCGUCCCGCCAGGCGAAUCUCCUAUCAUACCGGGUAAACCUCGUGUCGCACCAGGCGAACCUGCUAUCGGCCCAGGCAAACCUUCUGUCACAUCAGGCAAGCCUCUGAUCGGACCAGACGAAUACUUCACGAAACUAGCGGACAAGCUGCACGACGAUCCACGUUUCCACAAGAUGUUGGCUGAAGUUCGAGGACAUAAGAAUUUUCCAGUGGCCAAUAUGAUGUUUGACAUGUUUUUAAAGAGCAAGGGUGGAAUCGAAUCAGAGGCAGCGCAAACCAUCCACAAGAUGAAUCGGGGGACCACUAAAUUGUUGAAUGAAGAUCGCCUGUGCUGGAGAAUUCUCAGAGACGCACAGUACAAUCGUUGGAUAUUAGACAAAUUGAACCCGGAAGAUGUUGAAGCCGUGGUGAAGAAGGAUGGUGGCGAGGACGCAAAGGAGAUUGCAAGAGAAGUAGCAAAUAGCUACAAGAACUAUCUUGUAUUAAUAUUAAAAACGCAUUUAUCCUAA